ACCAAUCACAGCGCUCACAAUCAUUUUUCAUGCCAGUUCAGAAUAAUAUUAUUAAAAAAAAAAGAAGAAGAAGGGAGAAGAAGAAGAAGGAGAGGAGGAGGAGGAGGAGGAGGGCAGCCAGGCAAGCAGAGCAGAGCAGACUUGUCUGGACUAUGUGCAGGGGAUAGGAGGGGAGGAAAGAUCGCAGCCCAGCUCAGAGGAAGGACCAUGUCGAUGCUGCCCACCUUUGGCUUCACCCAGGAGCAAGUAGCCUGUGUGUGCGAGGUGCUCCAACAAGGGGGGAACAUUGAGCGCCUGGGGCGCUUCCUCUGGUCCCUGCCCGCCUGCGAGCACCUCCACAAGAACGAGAGCGUCCUGAAGGCCAAGGCGGUGGUGGCCUUCCACCGGGGCAAUUUCCGAGAGCUCUACAAGAUCCUGGAGGGCCACCAGUUCUCCCCGCACAACCACCCCAAGCUGCAGCAGUUGUGGCUCAAGGCUCACUACAUCGAGGCGGAGAAGCUGAGAGGGCGCCCCCUAGGAGCGGUGGGCAAGUACCGGGUGCGCAGAAAGUUCCCCCUGCCCCGGUCCAUCUGGGACGGAGAGGAGACCAGCUAUUGCUUCAAGGAGAAGAGCAGGAGUGUGCUGAGGGAAUGGUAUGCCCACAAUCCCUACCCUUCCCCCAGGGAAAAGAGGGAACUGGCCGAGGCCACUGGACUCACCACCACCCAGGUCAGCAACUGGUUCAAAAACAGGAGGCAGAGGGACCGGGCGGCCGAGGCCAAGGAAAGGUACGAGUAA
Messenger RNA from Staurois parvus, 777 nucleotides. The record is from the annotation of a GenBank genome assembly. Lineage: Eukaryota; Metazoa; Chordata; Amphibia; Anura; Ranidae.